AUGCCUUACGUUCCAGAGCCUUGGGCGUUUGACGACGUCCUGAAGCUCACCAAGAUCAGCCCAGCCUACUGGAGAGCAACUUAUAAUGCUCCGCCAUUAAAUCUCUUUACGCCGCGAACCUAUAAGGCACUGCGGACGCUCGUCGAGCUGCUCGAAAACGACCCGGCUGUCAAAGUCGUGGUUUUCGAUAGUUCCGUCCCGGACUACUUUAUGGCCCAUUAUGAUUUGCUAGUGAGGCAAGGCAAAGAAAACGCAGAAGGCGAAGACGCCGCUCCAGAAACCGAGUGGCCUGGAUUUGUACUACGCUUUGCCCGCCUUUCCGCAGUUACAAUUGCCGAAGUCCGUGGACGCGCCCGUGGUCUUGGCAGCGAAUUCAUUCUUGCGUGCGAUAUUCGUUAUGCUAGCCUCGAGAAGGCUGUAUUCUGUCAGCCAGAAGUCGGCGCUGGCCUUGUUUGCGGUGGUGGCGGGAUCGAAUGGCUUUCAAGGGUGGUGGGCCGCUCGCGAGCUUUGGAGAUUCUGUUGAGCAGUCAAGAUUUUGAUGCUGCGACCGCUGCUCAAUACGGGUACAUUAAUCGUGCCAUUAAAGACUCGGAGUUGUCUGUCUUUGUAGACAACUUUGCCUUCCGGGUGGCUGGGUUUGAUAAAAAGCCGUUGGUGGAAACCAAGCAAGCCGUCAACGAUCGCGCCGGAUUGCCUAGCCUGUCAGAUCUCAAGGGGUCAUUAAACAUCUUUGCUAACUCUUGCAACUGGCCCGAGGCCACGAAGCGAGUCCAGACUCUGCUGGAGAUGGGCUUGCAGCAAGAUGGCCCUGUGGAGAGGGAUCUGGGCCAACAUGUUCAUGAGGUAUCGCUGAAGUUGCACGGAGAGACUGAAGAUGCUCAAUAG
This is a messenger RNA of Trichoderma gamsii, 885 nucleotides long. Its product is annotated as enoyl-CoA hydratase. The coding region runs from base 1 to 885 and encodes 294 amino acids. The record is from RefSeq and is a predicted model, not a curated record. NCBI's taxonomy places the organism in Eukaryota, Fungi, Ascomycota, Sordariomycetes, Hypocreales, Hypocreaceae. The transcript has a single exon.